Liolophura sinensis is the source of this 1299-nucleotide messenger RNA. RefSeq lists its product as uncharacterized. The coding region runs from base 1 to 1119 and encodes 372 amino acids. NCBI's taxonomy places the organism in Eukaryota, Metazoa, Mollusca, Polyplacophora, Chitonida, Chitonidae. The record is from RefSeq and is a predicted model, not a curated record. The transcript is spliced from 10 exons.
AUGAGGUUCAAGUUGUUGGCGGUGAUUGCCAUCUGGCAAACUGGGUUUUCACUGGCUCAGUUAUACUGCCCGGAUUGUAAGACGCACGAGGGUUUGCUGGAAUGUCACCCGGGUCCUCAUUCAAUCUGCAAUGCAAACGAGGUUUGCCAGAUACACGCACACGAAGAUCCGCAUGGCAUUGCCAUGGAAACCGCUUGCCGACCAGCAGAGCAUUGUCACCGUGACGAGCUCCACGAUCCUAUUCGCUGUGCCCUGGGCCUUCCUGGUCCAGGACCUGGUUGCGUCUGGUGCUGUGAUGACGUCACCUGUGUCGACAAAUACCACUACCUCCUAUUCCCAGGCCAGUUCACCACCCAAAAGCCAACAACAGCUGCGUCAUUGACGACGCACGCUUCCAUGUCAACGGUGGCACCGGUGAUCGAGUCCAACUGCUAUCUGUGUGAGGGGGCCACAGCUGUGGCCGAAUGCCUGGCUCACCCCCAUGACUGUGAACUGACACAGGAGGUGUGCAUGGUUUUCUAUAAUAAAGGGCGGAUAACCUCGUUUUGCAGAUCCGAUGAGUUCUGCAGGUCCGUGGUCCAUGAUAACAACACGAUGGACUGCUACGAAGGGACCCUUUUGAACUCUGACGUGUGUGCUUUCUGCUGUGAGGCCCCGGGGUGCAUGGAGAAAGUGGUCAUUCCCAAACUGCCCAGUAACAUGCUUGAUAUGACGACCCCAACCUCUAUGCCCCUAACUACCCUACCAGCACUUCCGGUGUCCACUACCCCACAUCCUCUGGGGCCGGGCGGGGAGAUCAAUUGUCACGUGUGCGAAGACGCUCAUCACAUAGAUGACUGUCUGAGACAUCCGACAUAUUGCCAUCUGGACAGGAAUGAGAUUUGCAUGGUAGAGUACGAUCCGCAUGGUCACGUGCACUCGAGAUGUGAGCGAGAUCGACGCGUAUGUUUAGACCGAGAACUGAACAACCAUCUGUCGUGUUUGUUUGUUACGGAGCACCCAGAAGGUCCGCAUCAAGGACCCCCGGGCCCCCCUGGCCCCGAAGGCGCAUGCGUUUUUUGCUGUGAAACAACUGACUGUUUCCAUCAAUCCUUAGCGCCUGUGAUCAUUGGACGUUGAGAGUAAUCUCCCUUGUAUCUAUACGCGUUAUACUAAUAGUAUGAGAAUGCUGGGCUGGAUUCCAAUACACGUGAAUGAAAACGUGCACAUUUUUUUAUAAAUAUAUGAGCCAACCGUGUUGUACUUCUAACGAUUUCUGUACUAGAGAUAUUUAAAAGACUCUGGUUUAACACUGGAUAA